AGAUUAACAAGAAAAAGACGUUGAUAUCUAGGAAAUCAUCUGAACAUGAAAAGACGGUGUCUGCUGGAUGGUUAAUUUAACUUUUCAUGCGCUAAAGAAAAAAUAAAUAAAAGGCCGGAGUUAUUCUUUAGCCUAUAAGCGGGCUUCAUCAUUGGAUUUUAGAGAUUGAACAAAAAUGACUAUUUAUUUAUAAGCCAAUAAAAAGUGUAGGAUUUUCAUAAAAAUGACAGAAUGCGUGUUGACUCACAAAGUGUAUUUCUAUUUGAUUUGUGGUUCCAAGUAAUUUUUUUUUCUUCUUCUUUCUUAUAAACCCUUUUUCUUUAAAAGAAUUUCUUCACCUCCCUACUCUUUUUUGUAACAUUUAAAAAAAAUAAUGGCUUCUAAACUUCUUUCGAGAGCUGCCCCUCUCACAACACGUACUUUUCGCGACGUUACCAAGGCCGCUCCUAUUGGUCUUAGACACUAUGCUUCUGACAACCAAAAGAAGUUGAACAAGUACAGUUCUGUCAUUACUCAACCUAAAAGUCAAGGUGCUUCUCAAGCUAUGUUAUACGCCACUGGUUUGACUGAUGAAGAUAUGAACAAGGCUCAAGUCGGUAUUUCUAGUGUUUGGUACGAAGGUAACCCUUGUAACAUGCAUCUUUUGGAUUUGGCCGGUGAGGUCAAGAAGGGUGUUAGAGAUGCUGGUCUUAUUGGUUAUCGUUUCAACACCAUUGGUGUCAGUGAUGGUAUCAGUAUGGGUACCAGAGGUAUGAGUUACUCUCUUCAAUCCAGAGAUUUAAUUGCUGAUAGUAUCGAAACCGUCAUGGGUGGACAAUGGUAUGAUGCCAAUAUUUCUAUUCCCGGUUGUGAUAAAAACAUGCCUGGUGUCUUGAUGGCCAUGGGUCGUGUCAACCGUCCUUCUUUGAUGGUCUAUGGUGGUACCAUUCAACCCGGUCAAAGCUGUGGUGGUGGUAAGUUAGAUAUCGUGUCUGCUUUCCAAGCUUAUGGUGAAUAUGUUGCUGGUACAAUUGAUGAAGAUAAGCGUUAUGACAUUAUUCGUCAUGCCUGUCCUGGUCCCGGUGCUUGUGGUGGUAUGUACACUGCCAAUACAAUGGCCUCUGCUGCUGAAGCUAUGGGUAUGACUUUGCCCUACUCUUCUUCUACACCCGCUGCUUAUCCUGAAAAGAUUGCUGAAUGUCACGCUGCUGGUAAAGCUAUUCGCAACCUUCUUGAAAAGGACAUCUUACCUCGCGACAUCAUGACUCGUGCUGCCUUUGAAAAUGCUAUGGUAUUGACGAUGGUCCUUGGUGGUUCCACUAAUGUUGUUCUUCAUUUGCUUGCUAUUGCCAAGAGUGUCGGUAUCAAGUUGACCUUGGAUGAUUUCCAAGCCGCUAGUGAUAAGUCACCCUUUUUGGCCGAUUUGAAGCCCAGUGGUAAAUAUGUCAUGGAGGAUCUUCACGGUAUCGGUGGUAUCCCCGCUAUUCUCAAGUACCUCAUGGAAGAAGGUAUGGUGGAUGGUAAUGUCAUGACUGUCACUGGUAAGUCUCUCGAAGAAAACUUGCACGGCCUUCCUGGCCUCCCUCAAGGACAAGAUGUCAUUCGUCCUCUUUCCAACCCCAUCAAGUCUAGUGGACAUUUACAAAUUCUUCGUGGUAAUUUGGCUCCUGAAGGAUCCGUUGCCAAGAUUACGGGUAAGGAAGGACUCCAAUUUACUGGUAAGGCACGUGUCUUUGACGGUGAGGAGAACUUUAUCAAGGCCCUUGAAAAGAACGAGUUCAAGAUUGGAGAAAAGAUUGUUGCCAUUAUUCGUUACGAAGGACCUAUGGGUGGACCUGGUAUGCGUGAGAUGUUGAAGCCUUCUUCUGCCAUCAUGGGUGCUGGUUUGGGUAAGGAUGUGGCUCUUUUGACCGAUGGUAGAUUCUCUGGUGGAUCUCACGGUUUCAUCAUUGGUCACGUCUGUCCUGAAGCUCAAGUCGGUGGACCUAUUGGUCUUGUCAAUGACGGUGAUGUUAUCACCAUUGACGCUGAGACUCGUGAAAUGAACUUGGAAGUUUCCGAUGAGGAACUCGCCCAACGUAAAAAGAACUUUGUACCUCAACCUCUCAAGUAUACUCGUGGUGUUCUUGCAAGAUAUUGUAUGACUGUCAAGAGUGCAAGUGAAGGUGCUGUUACUGAUGAAUUGUAAUUAAAAAUCUAAACCCCCCUCCCCCUCCUCACACACACACACACACCCUCUGUAUAAUACAUCAUUUGAACCAUUUAUAAUCCUCGUCAUUUACAAGUCUAUAUCAAUAAAAUUUUAAAUGAGAAAUUAACUUCUAA
Mucor mucedo is the source of this 2304-nucleotide messenger RNA. Its product is annotated as dihydroxy-acid dehydratase. Bases 374 to 2167 code for a protein of 597 amino acids. The transcript has 6 exons. Gene Ontology annotation, biological process: branched-chain amino acid biosynthetic process. Gene Ontology annotation, cellular component: mitochondrion. The record is from RefSeq and is a predicted model, not a curated record. Lineage: Eukaryota; Fungi; Mucoromycota; Mucoromycetes; Mucorales; Mucoraceae. Gene Ontology annotation, molecular function: dihydroxy-acid dehydratase activity.